UUCAAACUGACCAAGGGCCAUAAAGAUUGGGCGUCCUAUGCCAGUCUUUCCCAGAGGUCCAGUAAACUCUUUGCUAGUGAUAAGAAGGGGUCAACCAAAGACUGGAAGCCUUUCUUUGUCUUCGUUUCGACGGGGCCCGAAUCUCCUUUCACGGGUUCAGGGCGCCCUUCCUUCCGUCGCAUCCCACGCCCCCCACCUGGUGCCACCCUUUUGUCUAUCACUCGCCAAUUCUGCAAUAAGGGAGUUAUGAACAUCAAAGAGGUGGUGACAGAGGAAACCCUUGCCGGGUCUGGGUUCGAGUUUGUCCAGGAUGAGCUCUGCCACCAACCCGACCUACUGAGGGACAUCCCCGGGGGGCAUCAGCCUGACCAGCUGAAGGACAUUCCUGAGGAAGGUCUUGACUGUGGUCCUUUUGUGGAAUUACAAGAUUCAGGAGAGGAGAUGGACAGUGAUCUCCUGCUCAGUCGCUUCACUGCAGGGAGGAAAAGGAAGAGAGAGACAAAGGGCCAGGGCAAACGUUCUUCAUCUCACCACGAGGAGGGUCCUUCUCGAGUGCCGGCUGUAAUUGUGGUGGAGGACCAAGAAGAUGCUACCCAGGAACCGGGUACCAUGGCUGGCCAAUCCCCUCCACACCCCGUGAUGCAGGGUGGUGAACUCGUUGGGUCGUCUCAGGGCAUUGCCUUGGAGCGACCUCCAUCACCACCCGCAGUGACCUACGAGGUAGCGACCGGGGGUCGCUCGACGAGGCUCUGCAUCCCUCCCCUGCCCCAAAGCCUAGGGGACGUACAGCUGGAGACCCUUAUCACUCUGCCUGCAAAAGACCGGGCUCGUAUCUCGGCAGGCUCCGAGGACGACCUCGACAACAUGGUCCUUUUGAGACUCAGUCAGGCUACGCUGGGGAUGAUUGAGGUGGUCGGCCGGAAACGGGGUCGCCAGGCCGCCGCGGACGAGGCGAUGAAAGCAGCCGAGGCCAAGCAGAAGGAGCUGCAGGAGGAGGUCGCUCGACUCACCAGGGAGUUGGAGGAGAAAGAAGAUCGCUGCGCGGCGCUUGCUAUGGAGAAAGCUUCCCAGGAGAACCGCUGCGUCGCCCUUGAGGCAGACAAGGCCUCCUUGUCCUUGGAGGUAGAAUCUGUUUCUGCUCGAGUGGUCGAGCUGGAAGGGGAGAAACAUGACCUGAUCCAGCAGUUGGAGGUGGAGAGGAGCGAUCGGGUCCGCCAUGCAGAGGGAGCGGUAGAAUCCUUCAAGUCCUCUCCU
This is a messenger RNA of Cuscuta campestris, 1254 nucleotides long. Lineage: Eukaryota; Viridiplantae; Streptophyta; Magnoliopsida; Solanales; Convolvulaceae. The record is from the annotation of a GenBank genome assembly.